AUGCUGAUCGGCUUUUUGGUGCGUGACGAAGACGACUGGGAGGACCUGAAGCAGCGGGUGAGAGAGGGAAGCUCAAGGGGGAAGAUCAUCCAUGUAUUUGACCGCGAUCCGACCAUCAAGGAGACCGAACGCGAAGGUGCCGAAGAGGAGGUAGAAUCAUUUGACGAGAUAUGA
Molecule: messenger RNA, 174 nt
Organism: Trichophyton verrucosum HKI 0517
Lineage: Eukaryota; Fungi; Ascomycota; Eurotiomycetes; Onygenales; Arthrodermataceae
Exons: 1
Coding region: 1-174 (57 amino acids)
Source: RefSeq, a predicted model, not a curated record